Cyclopterus lumpus (lumpfish) is the source of this 2932-nucleotide messenger RNA. RefSeq names its product leucine-rich repeat-containing protein 24-like. Gene Ontology annotation, molecular function: protein binding. The coding region runs from base 200 to 2065 and encodes 621 amino acids. The transcript has 8 exons. The record is from RefSeq and is a predicted model, not a curated record. Lineage: Eukaryota; Metazoa; Chordata; Actinopteri; Perciformes; Cyclopteridae.
GAGGAAGCGACGGGCCCGCGGUGCUCUGCGCACUGAGGGCUCCUCCAGCUGCUGAGCUUCUGCUUGCAGGUCUUCAACACUGAGAAUACACGGAGUGAUCCGGAUCAAACACGAAGGAGGAGGGAGUGAGAAGGCGUCGUGCGGGGCAGGCGCCACUGUCUAUUCCAUCCUCUUUCAGCGAGUCCGGACCGUUGAUGUGAUGGCUGUGCUUUGGGGGCUUCCUCUCUCGGUGCUUCUUCUGUCCCUGCACACUCCGAGUCGAGCAUCUCCGUCCUGCCCUGUGCGCUGUCGCUGCUACAGCCUCACAGUAGAGUGUGGGUCCACCAGCCUGAGGGACUUCCCCAAACACAUUCCUCCAUCCACACAGACCAUCUUCCUCCAGGACAAUGUGAUUGGUCAGAUCCGCCGACAGGACCUCAUUCUACUGCGGCACCUGCACUACUUGUACCUGCAGAACAACACAAUCGCAGCAGUGGAGCCUGGCUCAUUCCAGAACCAGGGCCAGUUGCUGGAACUGGCUCUGAACGGGAACCGGGUCCACCUGGUGACAGCUGACAUGUUUCAGGGACUUGAACAUCUCCGCAUUCUUUACCUGGCAGGAAAUGACAUCACACGCCUACUGGACUAUACCUUCCGUGGUUUACAGCGCCUGCAGGAGCUCCAUUUGCAGCACAACAAUAUCGAGAUGUUAGCAGACCAAGCUCUAGUUGGUUUGACUUCUUUGGCUCUGCUGGACCUGAGUAGGAACAAUCUACACACCAUCGGCCCUGCGUCCCUGCGACCUUUGGUCAGUCUACAGGUGCUGCGCAUCACAGACAACCCAUGGCGCUGUGACUGUGCUCUCCACUGGUUGAGGAGCUGGAUUGAUGAGGAGGGCCAGAGGCUGCUCAGCUCUGCAGAACGUCGACUGGUCUGCACUGAGCCGCCACGCCUCUCACACCUCAGCCUGGUGGAGGUCCCCCUCAAUAGCUUGGUGUGUAUCCCUCCACUGGUGCAGCUGGAGCCUAGGAGACUAGCGGUGCGCCUGGGAGAGAGCCUCAGGGUGUCCUGCCAUGCCUCUGGUUACCCGCGGCCACAGGUGACCUGGAGGAAGGCGUCCCAGGGUAAAGUGGUGCUUUCUCCCAGAGGUCUGGUUCAGGAGCUGGGUGCAGGAGGAGGUGGGAUGCCUGGAGGAGAAGAACCCUCAGAGGAAGGCAGAGUCAGUCUGCAGAAGACUGACGGCGAGCGCUUUGACCCCGACACUGGCAGUGGCAUGCUGUUUCUUAGUAAUGUGACUGUAGCUCAUGCAGGUUUCUACGAAUGUGAAGCCUGGAACGCAGGGGGUGUGGCCAGGGUGACUUUUCAGCUCGCCAUCAACUCAUCCACUUCCUCUUCCUCCGCUUCUUCCUCCAUCUGGGCCUCGUGGUCCCAGGUGUCCUCGCCAUACUCACCCUCCUGGCCCAGGCUGAGGAGCCACGGUGCUGCUACGGGCUCAGAUGUUAGCCGGGAGCCCCUGUACGCACUAGGCAGCAUGGCCUUCAGCGCUUUAGGAGCUGCCACUCAAACUGCAAUUGCUGUCGGCAUCUCCCUGCUGGCUCUGACCGCUCUGCUGCUGGUCGCCAUGAUCUACAGCCGGCAUCGCCAAAGAGAGAAGGAAGCGGAUGGAGCUGAGAAGGAGGAGAGCAUCCUGUACGUGAAUGACUACUCCGAUGGCCCCACCACCUUCGCCCAGCUCGAGGAGUAUCGGGAUGAGCGCGGCCAUGAGAUGUACGUCCUCAACAGGGCCAAGCCUGUGCUGCCUUCUGCUCCACCCACAGCUGUUUCCACCACUAACCUGGGUGGCCCUGUUCCAUCUGACACCUCCAGCCACACCCUCUCCUCUGGGCCUUCCCAGACCAUGAGUCCCACUCUGGCCCCCAACAAAAAGCUGCAACAGCAGCAGGAGGGCGACAUACGGACCAUGAGGAGGAUGGCGGGGGAGGGAGGGGAAGCCAAGCCUGUGAUCACAUCCGAGGCAGAAGGGAUGUUUCUUAACCACACAGGCCUGUUCAUGGACUCCCAGAUAGCCUAUGAGAUCCACUGCUGAUGUGAUGGGGGGGGGGGCAUCCAUUCCUUACAGAGGGUCUGUGUGUAAAACAGUGGUUUACAGCAAAGCCUGUCUCAUCUCAAAGUCAGGGUCACUGCUGGAAUCUACCAGUAAAGGACAUAAGUACACAUCCCUGUGGAAGUGUUUGCUUUCUACAAGUCUAAGCCACUAUUGGAGAAGGUUUACAUACCUGGCUCACUCUUGGGUUUAUUAAAUCAAAAGCACCAAGGGACUUUUCAAUGGACAAGCUGUGUGAACUUGCACACUAAAGUCAGCUUGUGUGUAAAUUUCCAUUUAAAUGCCGGACACUCAAAGACAAACUAAACUGAACUCAACCGAACCCUGUACAUCAAUCCAUCAAGUUCUUAAAGUUAAUAUAUUUCCUUUCAAAAACUCUGAAGACUCAAGUUUGCAAAUGGGGAAAUCAUGGAAUCAUCCAUUUAAUGAGCGUGUAUUUUAUAACUUGUUAAUGUCUGGCCAUGUUUUAAUUUAUUCUCACACUUUGUAGGUUGCUGAGCAUCUGAAGGCAAAACAUUUCAGAACGUUUCCGUAUAUUUCAGAAUGUUUCUGUAUAUUUCAGAAUGAUUCAGCAUACCGGGUCCUUUGCUUUAACGAUGGCCAGUGGUGCUACAUCUACAAAUAUAUACAAAUAUAAAUAAAGAAAUAUAAUUUAAAUAUUAAGGCCUAUUUAAGUUGAUGGGAUGAUUAUAUAGUAUGGUGGCUCUGAGGGCCAAACACACUGCAAAUUAAGAAAACACAUUGCAAAUAGACACAACACACACGUUAUGUAACUGCUGCUCGGUAAACAUUCAUGAUGUUGUUCAUUGUGGACACUUCGUCCACCCCGAUAGAGGAUGCUCUUCUGUU